Molecule: messenger RNA, 6687 nt
Organism: Penicillium malachiteum
Lineage: Eukaryota; Fungi; Ascomycota; Eurotiomycetes; Eurotiales; Aspergillaceae
Product: DNA polymerase epsilon catalytic subunit POL2
Exons: 3
Coding region: 1-6687 (2228 amino acids)
Biological process (GO): DNA replication proofreading; leading strand elongation; mitotic cell cycle
Cellular component (GO): epsilon DNA polymerase complex; nucleus
Molecular function (GO): single-stranded DNA 3'-5' DNA exonuclease activity; zinc ion binding; DNA binding
Source: RefSeq, a predicted model, not a curated record
AUGCCGUCGCGAAAACCCAGCAAGUAUGGGAACAAGUUCCGAUCAAGUGCAGCGUCUUCAAAUCCACGUCGAGCAAAGACUGUCGAGUUUUCCUCCCUGCGUUCUACAGAAGCAACUUCCCAAGAUGAGAAAUUCGAGUCCAUCCGACUGGCCAACAGCAUCGAUGAAUCUCUCGGCUUUCCACGUUUUGAGUCUGGUGAUACCAGAGCUGGUUGGCUCAUCAACAUGCACAGUACGACAAUAGAAGAUGCCAAUGUGCCAGGAGGUCGUGCUGGUGUGGAUUACUAUUUCCUUCAAGACGACGGAGGUAGCUUCAAAGCCACUGUCGAGUACGACCCAUACUUUCUCAUUGUGGUAAAGAAGAACCAUGAGAUGGAAGUGGAGGAAUGGUGUCGUCGAAACUUUGAAGGCUUGGUCAAGAACUUCAAGAGACUUGAUAAGGAAGAUUUGGAUCUCCCGAACCACCUUCUCGGACACCGGAGAACAUUCAUUAGGUUGAACUUUGCGAAUGUCAGCAACCUGCUCGAGGUUCGACGAACACUUCUACCUCUGGUGGACAAGAAUAAGAAGAAUGCGACUGAGAUGGACGCAUUUGCUGAAGUGAUCAGCGCACCAACCGGUUUCGACCUUUUUGAUGACGAAAUAAUUAAUGAGCAACGACCUAAUGCCAACAUGCAAGCGAGUGAUUUUAUUGUGGAUAUUCGAGAGUACGACGUUCCAUAUCAUGUUCGAGUAUCGAUUGACAAGGAUAUUCGAAUUGGAAAGUGGUACAAUGUGCAGUCGAGGCAAGGUGUGAUAUCCUUGACAUGCCUGGAAGAGCGACUUACACGUGCCGACCCUGUUGUUCUGGCCUUCGAUAUUGAGACGACGAAGUUGCCACUCAAGUUCCCUGAUGCCCUUUUCGAUCAAAUCAUGAUGAUUUCGUACAUGAUCGACGGACAAGGGUUUCUCAUCACAAAUCGAGAGAUCGUAUCCGAAGACAUUAACGAUUUCGAGUACACGCCUAAACCGGAAUACAACGGUCCCUUCGUGAUCUUCAACGAGCCAAACGAGCGAGCCCUCAUAGAGCGAUUCUUUGAGCACAUCAAGAUUGCCAAGCCAACUGUCAUUGCCUCAUACAACGGUGACUUUUUCGAUUGGCCAUUCGUCGAAGCAAGAGCAAGUGUUCAAGGAAUUGACAUGUACACAGAGAUCGGUUUCAGAAAGAACAGCGAAGAUAUCUAUCAAGCUGACCACUGUGUACACAUGGAUUGUUUCGCGUGGGUCAGUCGUGACAGUUAUCUUCCCCAGGGAAGCCGUGGUUUGAAAGCCGUCACCGUUGCAAAGCUUGGCUAUGAUCCCGAUGAGCUUGAUCCGGAGUUGAUGACUCCAUAUGCAAGCGAGAGGCCUCAAACUCUUGCUGAAUAUUCGGUUUCCGAUGCGGUUGCGACAUACUACCUCUACAUGAAAUAUGUACACCCUUUUAUCUUCUCCCUGUGCACAAUCAUUCCGCUCAAUCCAGACGACACAUUACGAAAGGGAACUGGAACACUGUGUGAAAUGCUUCUCAUGGUUGAAGCGUACCGAAAUGAGAUCAUCCUUCCCAACAAGCACAAGGAACCGCCUGAGUCAUUCUACGAGGGUCAUCUGCUGGAGUCCCAAACUUAUGUUGGUGGCCACGUCGAAAGUAUUGAAGCUGGUGUUUUCAGGAGUGACAUUCCUGUGGCAUUCACAAUCGAUCCAGCCGCGAUUGAGGAACUUAUUCGCGAUCUCGAUCAUGCGCUCAAGUUUAGUGUCGAAGUUGAAGAGAAGAAGUCUAUCGACGAUGUCACGAAUUAUGACCAGGUCAAGGCUCAGAUUUUGGAAAAGUUGGUUGACCUCAGGGACAACCCAACCAGACAUGAGGUUCCUUUCAUCUACCAUUUGGAUGUUGCUUCCAUGUACCCAAAUAUCAUGAUUACGAAUCGAUUGCAACCUGACUCUAUGAUCGAGGAAUCUAAUUGUGCUGCUUGUGAUUUCAAUCGACCUGGCAAGACCUGUGACAGGCGAAUGCCGUGGGCCUGGCGUGGUGAAUUUUUGCCAGCAAAGCGUGACGAAUACAACAUGAUUCGACGAGCCACUGGAAAUGAGCGCUUCCCUGGAAGACACAAGAAUGCCCCCAUGCGAUCGUUCGGGGAACUCAGUAUCGAGGACCAAGCUGGUAUAGUUAAGAAGCGACUGCAAGACUACAGCAAGAAGAUUUACCAUAAAAUCCACGACAGCAAAACCAUGGUCCGCGAAGCUAUCAUCUGCCAGAGAGAGAAUCCGUUCUAUGUCGACACCGUACGAAGUUUCCGUGAUCGUCGAUACGAUUUCAAGGGAAAACAAAAGGUCUGGAAGAACAAAGCAGAUGCCUUGCAAUCAUCAGGCGCUUCAGCUGCCGAGAUUGACGAAGCAAAGAAGAUGAUCAUUCUGUUUGAUUCGCUUCAGCUCGCCCACAAAGUCAUUUUGAACAGUUUCUACGGUUACGUCAUGCGAAAGGGUUCUCGCUGGUAUUCGAUGGAGAUGGCCGGUGUUACUUGUCUGACAGGUGCCCACAUCAUUCAGAUGGCGCGAGAGCUUGUUGAACGUAUUGGUCGACCUUUGGAACUUGACACUGAUGGUAUCUGGUGCAUGCUUCCCGGAACCUUUCCCGAAAACUUCUCGUUCACGCUGAAGAAUGGCAAGAAGCUGGGUAUAUCGUAUCCUUGUGUUAUGCUUAACCAUCUCGUGCAUGCCAAGUAUACAAAUCACCAAUACCAGGCGCUCGUAGAUCCUGCUACCUUCAAAUAUGACACCUUCAGUGAGAAUUCCAUCUUCUUCGAGGUUGAUGGUCCAUACCGAGCCAUGAUUCUUCCAACCUCAAAGGAAGAAGAUAAGAACUUGAAGAAGCGAUACGCUGUGUUCAAUCACGAUGGAUCGUUGGCUGAAUUGAAGGGCUUUGAAGUCAAACGACGAGGAGAGCUGAAAUUGAUCAAGAUUUUCCAGACGCAAAUUUUCAAGUUCUUUUUGGAAGGCAAGAAUUUGGCUGAAACAUAUGCCGCCGUUGCCCGAGUCGCCGAUCGAUGGUUGGAUGUUCUCUACGAGAAGGGAGCCACACUGGCCGACGAGGAGCUGAUCGAUCUCAUUUCAGAGAAUCGAAGCAUGGCGAAAACCCUGGAGGAGUAUGGAAAUCAAAAAUCCACGUCUAUCACCACCGCCAAACGUUUGGCGGAGUUCCUGGGCGAGCAAAUGGUCAAGGAUAAGGGCUUGAACUGCAAGUACAUUAUUUCUUCGAGACCAAGGAACGCCCCAGUCACUGAGAGAGCCAUUCCUGUCGCCAUCUUUUCUGCUGAGCCCGCUGUCAAGAGAUUUUUCCUGCGAAAGUGGCUCAAAGAAGAGCCUACUGAUAUGGAUCCCCGAAGUCUCCUUGAUUGGGAUUACUAUCUUGAGCGUCUGGGGUCCGUCAUUCAAAAACUUAUCACAAUUCCAGCGGCGCUGCAGAAGCUUCGAAACCCCGUUCCUCGCGUUGCUCACCCCGAUUGGUUACAGAAGCGAAUUAACCAGCAGGACGACAAGUUCAAGCAGAAGAAGAUGACCGACUUGUUUGCGAAAUCCGACAAGGCUCCUCUCUCAUCAAUACCGACCAACAUUCUGGAACAUCGUGUCCAACAUUCUGGUGACAUGGAUGAGGCCCUUGCCAACUCAACCCAAGACGUGACGCCUGAGACCAAGGUGUCUCAGAAAAGAAAGCACCCAGAAGGUCUCCAGAAAACAUCACUUGAUCCCUUUGCCAGCCUUCCGGCGGUGAUGCCGUCCAUCGAUGAUGAUUACCAGGGCUUCAUCAGAUAUCAGAAGCAAAAAUGGAAGAUCCAGAAGCAAGCACGUAUUCGCCGCCGUCAGUUGUUUGGCGACCGAUCAAACAUUGCUUCAGACUCCCUGAGCGGUUUCUUCCGCAACCAGGCGCAGAUGCUGUACAUCAGCACCUGGCAGGUUUUGCAAUUGUGCGAAACAGGUCGACCAGGAAUCGUGCGGGCUUUUGUUCUCAUCGACCAAAAGGUUCAUGCCCUCAAUAUUAAGGUUCCGCGACAGUUCUUUGUCAAUUUGAAGCGAGAUUCCUUGCCCGAUAUUGAGGUGCCUGAUUGCGAAGUCGAAAAAGUCAACCAUACAUUGCCCAACGGCCAUCCUUCAGUUCACCUGUUCAAGGUAUCUUUAUCAGAAGACACAUUCAUUGAAGAGUCGGAGAAGAUGGACGUAUUAUUCCAACACCCCAGUAUUGAGGGUGUCUACGAGCGUAACAUUUCUCCGAGUGUCAGGGCGGUGCUCAAGCUGGGAAGUCACUGCACUUUCGAUGAAGAGCAGCGUGGAGUUUUGGGUGAUGGACUGGAGAAGGGCUUUGAUCUAUCUACAUUGCUUCAUACCACCUCUGAUCAACCUUACUUGAUGGAUUCGCCCUUGGCAUACCAUUACCUCUACCAUGUGGCUUCUGGAGAGAAACAGGUAUUUGCGCUGUUCUCAACAACGAAGAACGAGGCACACAUUGUCAUUCUAAACCGUACAAGAGACGUCCAGGGUCUUCCAAACGUGGACAAGAUCUACUCAGAGCUCCUUACCCGGAAACUUCAGGAUGCAUCCGCCGAUGACUCGCAGAACGCUUUCCAGUACCAGGACAAGAUUAAAUUCAAGACCACCCAGGUGAUGACCCGGAGAAAGGCUCACUUGGAAGUCGGUGAUCUCAUCAGAAAGCUUCGUAAUGACGAGACCAAGCCGACUGUCCUCGUCAUCCAGUCCCAGCAAAAGGACCGGCUGUGUCAUGAUAUCCCUAUCCUCAGAGAGUAUCCCACUCUAUCAGUCAAGCCUGAAGUGUCUGAUAUGGACCUGCCACCAUUGGGCUGGCAGUCGUUUAUUGCCAGGCGCUUGGUUACUCAUUACUUGUAUUUGUCUGCUUGGAUUCAGCACCUGACUCUGCUUGCCCGAUAUGGAGAUGUCCCUCUCUGUAAUCUGGAAACCGAUGACCCCCGGUACUUGAUUGAUAUUUCAUACGCCAGACGACUUCAGCAAAGCAACGUCGUCCUAUGGUGGUCAACAGGACCGCGACCAGAUCAUGCUGGAUUUGAAAAGGACGAUAUCAUGGGACCACUGGAGAAGGUGAAUAUGCCUGCUGUCAACACUCCGAAUGCGUACACCACUGUUUGCAUUGAGCUGGAUGUUCGAAAUCUCGCCAUCAACACGAUUCUUACCUCCUCCAUUGUCAGCGAAAUGGAUGGAAGUGAUAACAGUCUGCUGGCUUCAGGAAACGGCGAGGACACUGGUGUACUGUACUCUGAAAAAGCGUUCGCAUCUGCUGGUGCCCAUGUUCUGCGAGAAAUGGUCAAGCACUGGUGGACAGAAGCCUGUGCAGGAAACAGUAUGGCCGACAUCAUGGUCCAGCACUUAAUCCGAUGGGUAGAGAGUCCAGUCUCAUGUCUCUAUGAUCGAUCAUUGCACAACUACGUUCGGUUGCUCUCGCGAAAGUCGUUCCAGAGGUUGAUGGCUGAAUUCCGGCGGGUCGGUUCUAAUGUUAUCUUUGCCAGCUCAACUCGUCUCUUGCUUCAGACUACCAAGACAGAGGUGGGCAAUGCGUAUGCCUACAGUCAGUAUGUCCUGAAAUCAAUCCGGGCGAAUCCAUCGUUCCACUUUAUCGAUCUCGAGAUUAAGGAAUACUGGGACUACCUUGUGUGGUAUGACGAGUACAACUAUGGUGGCAAGGGCUGUCGAGAAGUCGUAGAAGCUGAAAAUCAGAAUUUGGAAACUGUUAUGCAUUGGCAACUCAAUCGAUUCCUGCCGACACCCAUGCAAGCUAUCUUCAACGACUGGGUGGUCGAGUACAUCGAGCUGAUGCACUCACUGAAACGCCCUGAUCUCCAGGAUGGUAACAUGUCGUCUACCCCUCGCAUGACUCAGAUUCCAAUUGGACAACCCAGCGACAAGGAAAGCGAAGAAAUCGCUGCUAUUCUUGCAGAGAAGUUCUCCAAGCCUCUGAAGAAGCAGAUCUCUGGUCUGAUUCGUCGUCAGCGCGACGAGCUGCUACACCCUGAGCUUGCCUCCGACUAUGCCUUCCCAGUACUUCCAGGUGUGCUGGUUGAUCCAACCAACGACAGGCGCAAUCCUUCACUGGAGCUGGUUAAGUUACUCAUGCAAGUCCUCAGCCUAUCCAAAAUCACCACACUUGAAUCACGAUUACUUCGUCGCGAAUUGCUAGCUUUGUUCGAAGUGCGUGAGUUCAGCAAAGAAGGUCGAUUCGAGAACCCGAGCACCAAUCUGAAACUCACGGAGUUAACCUGUAACUCCUGCUGUCUCAUCCGUGACUUGGACCUCUGCCGCGACGAAGAUGUGCUGCCAGACCCUGGCACAGACCUUACCAAAACUCCCAAACCAUGGCGCUGUCCAUUCUGUCAGACGGAGUAUGAUCGACUUGCUCAGGAAGAAUUGCUCAUUGGUCAAGUUCAUGGUCUUGUGGUGGAGUGGCAGACUCAGGAUCUCAAAUGCUCCAAAUGUCAAAGUCUUAAAGUCAGUGAGUUCAUGGAACACUGCUCCUGCAGUGGUAUCUGGGCUCCGACAAUUGAUCGGAAGGAGACUCAGCGCAAGCUUCAAGUUCUCCAAAGUGCGGCCAAAUUCCAUACCCUGCAGUUAUUGGAAAAGGUGGUCGACGAUGUUCUGGCCCGGAUGUAA